Molecule: messenger RNA, 156 nt
Organism: Dibothriocephalus latus
Lineage: Eukaryota; Metazoa; Platyhelminthes; Cestoda; Diphyllobothriidea; Diphyllobothriidae
Source: the annotation of a GenBank genome assembly
UACUUUGACAGGAAAGAAGAGGAACUAGAAAGCUGGGACAUCCAGGGCAACCGCUUGUUCUACGCUCUGUCUAAUUUGGUUGCUGACCAGCACGAGCGACCACACAUUUUUGUCGCCCCGUUUCAGCCGGGACCCCAUCAUGAAUUGACGGCCUAA